Molecule: messenger RNA, 1979 nt
Organism: Dufourea novaeangliae
Lineage: Eukaryota; Metazoa; Arthropoda; Insecta; Hymenoptera; Halictidae
Product: UPF0676 protein C1494.01
Exons: 7
Coding region: 612-1619 (335 amino acids)
Molecular function (GO): dioxygenase activity
Source: RefSeq, a predicted model, not a curated record
GUCGUCGUCGGUAUCGCUUCCGUUCCCUUUCGUUCUCUGUGUAAAACUCGGUCCAUCGCCACUCCGUCGAUAGCGUAGCAUGUGCCCACCAGUUCACAGUCACGUAUACGUUUACCUGCUGCACCACCAGCCCCACAAUAAACUCGUUUCGUACGGCUACCGUUAGGGCUGCGCGGGUAACACUGUGUCCUGUGAAAUUGUUCCGGUGAUCGCCUGUAACGGGUGGGCGACGAGUUCGCACGUGGCCACGAGAGUGUAUAGCGUGCACGCGUGUUCCUGCAACGUCGAGCCACGUACCUAUUUUCCGUCCCGAUAUAUCGGGUGCCCAGACGAUCAGACGAACAGAGGGGCGUGUGUGGAGAUCAAAGGAGGUGUGCUAGCGGCGGCGACAGCUUCUCUUGGUCCGCGGUGGCAACGGCGGCACGAAAAAGAUAUUACGAGUGAACGGAACGGAAAGAUCGGGAACGAGAUAGUAUACGAAAUUGCGAGAGCAGACCGAGAGGGACAGCACAGCGGCCGAGGCAAGGAGAGAGAGAGAGAAAGAGAGAAAGACGGAUAUAGAAAUAUCACCAGUUUCGACGAGCAGCAGCAGCCACCAGCCUCCUAGCAAGAUGAGCUGCUGCACGAGCGCGCCGAUCGUAACCCAAACCUGUGAGACAAUGCUGAGCAAAUGCGAGGUGCCGAUCAUCGACCUCGCUCACAUGGGGACAGAGAGAUGUCCUCAGAAGGGUGUCGUGAAGCAGGUGGCUUCGAAGCUGGUAAGGGCGCUGUCCGAGAAAGGACUGGCCUUGCUCGUCAACCACGGCAUUCCGGAAUGCAAGAUGAAGGCCGCUUACAGGGCUCUCGACGCGUUCUGCGAGCUACCAGAUGAAACCAGGGCCAAGUACGCGCGGGACCCGUCUGGCAAUCAUGGCUACAUAAAACCUGGACCAUCCACGUACACGGACGAAAAGGAGGCCAGACAUGUUUUCAAUGUGUCCGGAACCGGAGAAGUCGUCCCGGAGGAGGAAGUGCCCGGUUUCCGAUCGGCGGUCGACGAACUCGCGCGGGACUUCAAGCAGCUGUCCGCCAUGCUUUUGACCGCUCUGGCCGUGGGCCUAGAGCAAUCACCUGACUUCCUGCUCACGAAGCAUUCGCGAAUGCUGGAAACUGGUAACGAGUCCAUCCUUCGUCUACUUUAUUAUCCACCCCUUGGCGCACCAGUGCCAGGACUGGCUCGUUGUGGCGCUCACUGCGACUACGGCACUCUCACCUUACUAGCGCAGGAUUGUGAAGGAGGUCUGGAAAUACAAACGCCAUACGGUGAACGGUGGGGACGUGUCGGUCAUCUUCCGGGCGCCAUUUUGGUGAACACCGGCGACAUCUUGGCGAGCUGGACUAAUAAUCAACUCCCAGCGUUGCGACACCGUGUCGUUGUACCGGAACACUGUGGACGAGGUCGUCAUUCCAUCGCCUACUUCGUGCACCCAGACGACAAUACUCUUAUCGAACCCUUGGACACCAAAAUCACGAAACCGAAUCAGGAACCAGCGCCGUGUCGUUUGCAGAAAAAGAAACGAGGAGUACUGACAGCGUACCAACACCUGCAACGUCGUCUCCGAGAAACUUAUGCUUCUUAAUGCUGUUAACACAAUUAUAACCAUUUUUCCCCUCUCCCAUUCCCUAGAACCAAAAUGGUCCUAGUAUCAUUUGUCAUUAAUCAUCGAAAACGAAACGCACGCGGCAAUGGACGAAUUUAUCAGAUUCUAAUGAUGUUCGUCUGACAAUGAAAAUUGGUACCAGAAGAAGAACGGGUAAGAUCGUCCAUUCCUUCUAAAACGGAUGUAGUCCAUACCGUUCCGAACGAGGCAGAAUUCCAUUGGUGACAUUUAAGAACUGCGAUAUGUUGCAUCACAAUGGCUAUUAAUAAAGAAAUUUGUACUUACACUUUGUAAAAAGGCAUUUUACACGAGUUGGUUUAGCUUUCCCGAGUAUAAGGA